UACUAGUCAGUCAUCGGCCAUUAUACUGAUCGUAUAAGUUAAGAUAAUAAUCUUUGUCGCAUUUUCUGUCGGGUGUAUUAGUUUAUAAUAAUUUUAGUGCAGCUUUUUUAAUGGAUCGUUUAUUGUAAACGAGUGCAAGAAUAGCUGUGUGUGUAGAUCCAAGUUCUCUAUUCCAAAGGAAAGAAUUUUAACUAUACCAUAUUGUCAUAUGUACGUUCUUUGUCAAAUAGGACAUUUGUCAAGGAAUGACAGUCGAACGAGAUAUAUAUUCUGAUUGAAACAGUACAUAAAUGUGUUAUAUCGAUUGCGAUAAUUCAGUCACGAGUAUACCAAAAUCGCCAACAACAAUGAUAUGUCCAAUAUGUCCGAAUUGCCGCUUCUCAACGCCGAAUUACUGUUGGGAGCGCAGCGAAGGAAUUAACCGGAAAGAAACGGAGAAACAGAAACAACAAAAGGAGAAGAAAGAAGAGGAAAAAGAAAAAGAAACCUCCGUACAACAACCUAAUUCAACAACGACCUGUUUCGUCGCUGAUCUUCUAGUAUCACAUAAUUACAUCAACAAUGAUAGUAGUUUCAUAAACGUACCGACAGUCGUUCACGAGCCUACCGUUUUCCAGUCAGCCCAUCGUUGCUCCAAUAUUCAAUUUGCCGACUCCGAGACAACGGAACUUUCUUGCGAUGCUCAAAUAUUAGAGACAGAACAGAAUUCAUCUUUAACAUCGCCGAUCAAUCAAUCGAAUCAAAAUCCCUUUAUUACGGGGUUGAAAAACUACGGAAUGGCGAUGAAAUAUGUUACGACCACAUGCAAUCCCACCAACGAUAGCAUCACAUUUCACCCAAUAUACACAUCACCUAAUAUGCACUCUGGUGGUUGUUUAAUUCAGAACACGGAAGCUGGAAUUCUAGUGCAAACCUCACCCAUCGAUAUACAGCGGAAAUUGGCUGGUGGCAGUUGUCUCAUGCAGAAGAAACAUUUUUCCAAUGAGGACGAGCGGCUAGUAAUGUUUAAAUACGUGGAGAAUUUUGCUCAUCAAACACUUGUCACAUCGCAAAGCGGCUAUUUAGAAUUGCCUGAGAAUAGGAGAAUCCCACUUUCAUCCAGAACGACAAGGGAAAAUAACGAAACAAUGAGCACCGAAUCAAGGCAGCGAAAAAUAUUGACCAAAACAAAUGAUUGCUGCGACUGCAACGGUACAAUUCAGCAGAAUAUUUGUCAGUGUCAUAAAAAAUUGACUGAUACAUCCGACGAUUGCGAUUCAUUGCUAUUCGAGCCUGUUGGUAAUGGCAUGCAGAUCCGAGUAAACGCCAACAUGCAGCUACCUGUGAACUUAAGUGACUGCCAAAUAGACAUUACGGCGACGGCAAUGCCAUGUAGCCAAAUCGUGACGACGAAACCAUUUUCUAGAAAUAAACAAGAGCAGAACGAAGGGACGAAAGAGGAGAAACAAAAGAAGGAAAAGGAAGAGAAAAAGGAGAAAGAGAUCGCCAUUCAUUCGACGACGGCGUCUUGUUACCUUGCUGAUCUUCUAGUAUCUUCUAAGAGUUACAUCAAUAAUAACGACAGUUUCAUAAACGUACCGACAAUCGCCCGCGAGCCCGCCGUCUUCCAGUCAACCCAUUGCUUCAAUGCUCAAUUUGCUAACUCUGAGACAGUAGAACUUCCGAAUAAUUUCAGCAAAAGUGUUACCGUGAAAGACAGAUCAGACAACUUGUACUGCGCGACAGAGAAUCGGAUUAUCACGACUGGAAACAAUAAUGGUUGUAACAACAACGAGCGAAAAGAGAGAGCGCCGACUAUUUCGGUGCCUCAUCCUUGUGUGAUGUCGAGUCCCUGGAGACUAGAUACAAAGUUGUUCAACAAAAACGGAAAAUUACACAAGAUAAAAAGACUGUUGCAAACGUGCGGCUGGUACCAUGAGAACAUUAGUUGGAAGCAAAGUGAGAAUCUUUUAAAAAAUACAUCCGUAGGUCGAUGGCUAAUGAGAGACAGCUCGGACAGUAGAUAUAUCUUUGCAAUAUCCGUGCAGACGGCCAGAGGACCUACUUCCGUCAGGGUGUGCUAUUUUCUUAAACAUUUUCAAUUCGACGCUGAACCAGGACUGGCGUUGGCGAUUCCGACUUUCGAUUGCCCUAUUACAAUGUUGGAACACUACGUCGAAUAUUCGAAAAGGAUGGAUCGCAGAGAAGUGUGGGUUGAUUAUAGCGGGGAACUAUAUAGUCAGAUCUAUUUAACCAAGCCUCUGAUUAAAGAAGUCAAAUCGUUGUCACAUUUGGCCAGACUCGUCGUGAAUAGAAAUAAACUGCCCACCGAACAUCUGCCACUCUUGAUAAGAAAUUACCUCGCAGAGUAUCCAUACACCCUUUAAAUGUGCAUAUAUCACAAUUAUGCAAGACCGAUGCGCCUCUUUCACUUCCGAUAUCUAUAAAUAAAAAUUUAUUUUUCUAUAUCUAUAUCUAUUCUAUAUCUAUUCUACAACAGUUUGUUUUUUAAUAGACGAUCUACGAUGCCUUCAAUUGUAUCGAUCACAAAUGAAGAUUGCGCGAUAGUGAAAUGAAUUUCAGUUUGCGCGAAUGUAAAUGAAUAUUCAAUUUGUUAUACAAUAAAAUUACUCAUGUUAUUAUUAAUACAUAA
Messenger RNA from Cataglyphis hispanica, 2632 nucleotides. RefSeq lists its product as uncharacterized. The coding region runs from base 291 to 2366 and encodes 691 amino acids. Gene Ontology annotation, cellular component: phosphatidylinositol 3-kinase complex. Gene Ontology annotation, molecular function: 1-phosphatidylinositol-3-kinase regulator activity. Lineage: Eukaryota; Metazoa; Arthropoda; Insecta; Hymenoptera; Formicidae. The record is from RefSeq and is a predicted model, not a curated record. The transcript is spliced from 3 exons. Gene Ontology annotation, biological process: intracellular signal transduction; phosphatidylinositol phosphate biosynthetic process.